Messenger RNA from Aureobasidium musti, 615 nucleotides. The record is from the annotation of a GenBank genome assembly. Lineage: Eukaryota; Fungi; Ascomycota; Dothideomycetes; Dothideales; Saccotheciaceae.
AUGACUGCUAUGACAGCCACACUAGAUUUGCAGCAUUUAAACAGCUUGUUCCGAGCCCGGCCGAUCGAUGUCGUAGAAGCAGAUACUGAGGGAUCCUAUCUCGUGGUAUCUCCAUAUACCUCGCUGCCGCAUCUCCUCGACCUUUCCAGAUAUCCCACGUCGAGUCAGCUCUUUGCAAAAGCUUUGACGGUCUUCAGUCCUAUACGCGAAAACUAUGCGACAGCAGAGUACACAAACUCAUUCAACUUCGCACAAGUCAUGGAAACUCUCAGAUCUCUUUCGAGGGACGAAGGAUAUACAUGGAAGAAGACAGAGUUCUACGUCGUCAGUUUCCGAUCACAACUCAGCCUCGAUGCGGAUCCGGAGAGGUUAUUUCAACUGGAUGCCUUUUCCCAUCAAGAAGCCAUUGCCAGUGGAGGACUGCUGAAGUAUUGGUACGGAGUCAAAGACCGAGACCGGCGGAAUUUGGCGACUUGUAGAGGCCCUUGGCACGCAAAGGCAAGAGCUGCUGCGACGGUCUGGUAUGAGAGUAUUGUGUUCAAGACGUAUGUCUUGACGAUUGAGGAUGAUGUUGAGAAUUGGAAUAUCGCAGACUUUGCGGAGCAGAGAAAAUAA